Bursaphelenchus okinawaensis is the source of this 834-nucleotide messenger RNA. The record is from the annotation of a GenBank genome assembly. Lineage: Eukaryota; Metazoa; Nematoda; Chromadorea; Rhabditida; Aphelenchoididae.
AUGACACUGUCCAAAGAAGUCAAAACCAUUUCCGACUUCUUCUUUUACUUUGCUUUCGGUAGUAAUUUACUUCAAGAACGACUUCAUGUUCAGGUUGGUUGAAAAAUAUUAUUAAUGUUAUAAAUGAAUAUACAAUACUUUAAUGUAGCGUACUGCAAAAUUGAAUUAUUCUAAAUCUGUAAAUUGGCUAUUAGGUUAGUUUAUAUUUUUAUAUUGCGUUUUUUAUAUUCUACUAUCUAAAUUAAGUAAAUUAACGAUAACUUGAUAAUAAUACUGUUUGUAGAUAAAAGGAGCUCAAUUUGUUGGAGUCGGAUAUCUAAAGAACUACGAGUUGUGUUUUUUUGAUUAUGGCACUAGAUGGCAUGGGGCAAUAGCAUCGAUUGAGAAUAAUAACGCCUCUGAAGUGUAUGGUUGUGUAUGGAAGGUACCGAACUCGUUUGCUGAGGAAUUGGAUUUACAAGAGUCUGGGUAUCAUCGGUUACAAAGUAAUGUAUAUUUUUUACUUUUAAUGCUUAUCAUUUUCUUAAUAUAGGUAAUAGAGAGAAAUCUCUAGGUGAUAAUACGAUACUAACAACAUUAUUUUUAGUACCAGUCCAACUAGUCAAGACCAAUGAUACCGUAGACUGUAGAACAUAUCAAUACUCAAAUCCAGAACGUAAAAGACAACCACCAUCUCCACAUUAUAAAAAAGUGAUAGUAGAAGGAGCGAAGGAACAUGAAUUACCCAAGGAUUACGUCAACAAGCUGGAGGAUAUUAAGCAUAACGAUUACAAAGGCAAGGUUCUGCUCGACCUGAAGGCCUUGAAGGAACUCAACGAUGCUGCUGAAGUCUAG